UGUUUCCAUGGGAACCAUCCACACCACAGAGGAACAAACACCAAAGUUAGCGUGGAGUGGAAUAAUGAGUUACACCAUGCAGUCAGGCCGUGACAGUGGACUGAUAGACCUAGAAGCCCAGCUGGCCAUUAAAGAGAAGGAGUUAAAGGAGCUCCAGGCAGUGAGAGUCCAUCAACUGGAGUCUUCCCUCAAAAAGGCCCAGAAGGAGUGUUCCUCCCUGAGAGAACACCACAAACAACUGAGGGAGGAUUUCUACUUCAAUCUGGCCGUCCUGGAUGAACGGGACAGAGAGCUGGAGAGAUAUGACGUCAUAACUGCCAGAGCUCUGACUGUGAAUCACAACAGAAAAGCAGAGCUGAACCAGCACCAAAAGCAGAUUGCCAAUCUGGAGGAGCAGAGAGCCAGAGAGGCUCAGGAAAGACAGGAGGAGCUCAGCAAAAAUCGCCACAAUUCUUUCCAGCACAGACUACAGCUGGACAAGCUCAAACGCUCUAUGAAUGCUGAAAUUCAAAACCAAAUUAAGGAGUUUGACCAGAUGAAAUUGGAUUCACAGCGCAGAAUAAGAGAUGUGGAAGAACAACUGGUCCGACAGAGACAGGAGAUGACUGCUACUUUUGACAGUGAGCUGAAACAGCAGGAACAUGAGUUCAACGUGAAAAUGGAUGAGAUGCGCGCUGUGGUGUUGUCUCAUGAGAUCAAGGUUAAGCUGCUGUCUAAAGAGACUGAAGUUCACUACCAGGCUCACCUGCAGGCCACAGAGGCUCUCGAGACAUCCAAGAACCUCUGUCAGCAGAUAAAGACCCAACUACAACACAAAGACCAGGAGUUCAAAGACACCGUUGCUAUAAAGGACAAGCGGAUAAAGGAGCUUGAGGAAAAGCUGAAAAGGAUGGAGACCAACAUGAAGAAGGAGAAAGAUGAACACAGUAAGAAAUAUGAGGAUAUGGUCUUGUCCCUGGAAAAACGUAAUGCUCAGCUGGAGCUUCAGCAUCAGGCCAACCUAAAGCAGCUGCGGAAGACUGAGAAACAGAUCAUCAAGCUACAGAAAAAUAUAGACGUUCUGGCAGCACAGGCACGAUGCGUACAGGAAGAUCAGCAGAAGGCCAUGGAACAGAAAGAUGAAACAAUCCAGAGGCUUCACAUGGAGGUAGAAGCCACCCGGACUGACUGGGACCACUACAUCAAACAGGUCUCCACUGAGAUGGUUGUAAAAGAGACAGAAAUUAUCACCAUGCAGGAGAGAGAAACAAAACUCAGAGCUGAGCUGGAGAAAAACAGGGAACAAAUUGAGAGGUACAAGCAGGAACUGAGUGCUGGUUUGAAGAGAGAGAGGGCCUUGGAACAGACUAGAGUCCAAGUGGAGCUUGAUUGUCAGAGACGCUAUGAGGACAUCAAGGCUGAACACUACCUUUCCAAUGAGCAUUUAAUACAAGACCUGACUGACGCUAGAGACCAGGCUAAAGCAGAGCUGAAGGAGAAAGAACAAGAACUGCAGGGUUUGACUGCCUUAUUGCAUUCUGUUAGAACGGAGAGAGAUCAUGCAAUACAG
Molecule: messenger RNA, 1549 nt
Organism: Stegastes partitus (bicolor damselfish)
Lineage: Eukaryota; Metazoa; Chordata; Actinopteri; Pomacentridae
Product: coiled-coil domain-containing protein 57-like
Exons: 12
Biological process (GO): cilium assembly; centriole replication; positive regulation of mitotic cell cycle
Cellular component (GO): centriole; centriolar satellite; spindle microtubule
Source: RefSeq, a predicted model, not a curated record